AUGGGAAACUCCUCUUCUCAGCACACUCAAGUUCCAGACGCAGUCAGCUCUACUCUUUCACCAAAUGUCCGACGCCGCAUUUCGCAAAACCCGGGAUUCAUUAGUUUUUUUGAGGGAACUCCACUUGGAAAGAACGCCAACCGAAAGAAGAGUAGAACGCCAUCUUUGGCUGUGAGCAGCAGCAGCACGCUUUCGUCCAAAAAUGACGCAAGAUCAUCAAUUCCACCCUUACCGCCCUUACCAAAUCAACAAAAUCAACCAGUACCUCAAACUACACGUUCUUCAUCCGGUUUAUCCGAAACAUCCACACUUGUCUCACCAUUACUAGAGUGUGCAGACAGUAACAACAACAGUACGUCUGAUCUUAUCUUUGAGGUCGUUGACGGUAGACGUUACCUUGUCACCCCAGGUACACACUUUUACCUUCCUUGUGACGAUGAUGAAGCCGAUCGGCUAGUAAUUUUGCACUUUUUACUACGAUAUGCUUUCAGUGGUAACUUUGGAGCACCCAUUGCUGAUACGUUGCGCGACCGACGCCUGGAGGACAAGACACCACCUCGCGUGCUCGACAUUGGCUGUGGCCCAGGCACAUGGGUUCUUGAAAUGGCUACAGAUUUUCCACAUGCAGAAUUCUAUGGCACUGAUGUACGCACUAUGUUCCCAACUGCCAUCAAACCAUCAAACUCUCAUUUUUGCCAGCACAACUUCCUCAAGGGACUUCCUUAUGCCGACAACUCCUUUGAUUAUGUACACAUGAGCCUAUUGCUUUUCACCUUAACCCACGCCCAAUUUAUGAACCUUUUGGCCGAGAUCACGCGUGUCCUGAAGCCAGGUGGCUACUAUGAACUCAAGGAUACUGAAUAUCGUAUUGAAAGACCUGGACCUGUGUGUGAUUCUCUUUUGAAUCAAAAGGUUCGCAAGACAAUGAUGUCCCAAGGCAUUGAGCUCUACAAAAGCCACCACAUCUCCACCUUCCUUAUGACUCAACCAGGCAACAAUGGGUUUGUCGAUGUGCACCAGCGACGGAUCACAAUUCCGCUCGGGUGGGGUGGUCAGCUGGGCGACGUCCAUGCUCAGAACUUAGAGACCUUUUUCCAGUCGCUGAAUCCUCGGAUCAAAGAAGCGGCCCGAUCCUCCGACCCGGACAACGAAGACGUGCUGUCAAACGAAGUGAUCCAGCAUGCUAUGCGCGAAUGUAAAAAGUACCAGUCCCAUCUCAAUUGGUUUGUCUGCUAUGGCCAAAAACCACCUAUGAACUCUGCCGACACCAUCUCCAACCCGCCAACUCCCCGCAAAGCCACAUUUUCAGCCUCUGCUACACCAAGCCCUGCUUCUGAAGCCGAUGAGCACCACCAUCUGGCAGAUAUGACCUGGGAGUCAAUCAAUGACUUUGUCGAAGGUUACAUUGACUAG
Messenger RNA from Phycomyces blakesleeanus NRRL 1555(-), 1413 nucleotides. RefSeq lists its product as hypothetical. The record is from RefSeq and is a predicted model, not a curated record. NCBI's taxonomy places the organism in Eukaryota, Fungi, Mucoromycota, Mucoromycetes, Mucorales, Phycomycetaceae. Bases 1 to 1413 code for a protein of 470 amino acids. The transcript has 5 exons. Gene Ontology annotation, molecular function: methyltransferase activity.